Balearica regulorum gibbericeps (East African grey crowned-crane) is the source of this 121-nucleotide messenger RNA. The record is from RefSeq and is a predicted model, not a curated record. Lineage: Eukaryota; Metazoa; Chordata; Aves; Gruiformes; Gruidae.
AUGGCGUCGUCUACUGCUGUGCCUGUAGGAUUUCACUACGAAACAAAAUACGUAGUUCUCAGCUAUUUGGGACUUUUAUCACAAGAGAAACCGCAGGAGCAUCCUCCUCCUUCAACUCAAG